Aquila chrysaetos chrysaetos is the source of this 386-nucleotide messenger RNA. RefSeq names its product progonadoliberin-3. Gene Ontology annotation, cellular component: extracellular region. Gene Ontology annotation, molecular function: hormone activity. Gene Ontology annotation, biological process: multicellular organism development. The record is from RefSeq and is a predicted model, not a curated record. Bases 33 to 386 code for a protein of 117 amino acids. Lineage: Eukaryota; Metazoa; Chordata; Aves; Accipitriformes; Accipitridae. The transcript is spliced from 5 exons.
CACCGCUGCCACCGUCACCCGCCCGGCCAGCCAUGGCGCCCCGUGGGUCCCUGCUACUGCUGGCCCUGCUGCUGCUGGCCUCCGCCGUCCCCCGCUGCCCCGGCCAGCACUGGUCCCACGGCUGGUACCCGGGGGGCAAACGGGACCUCGCCCCCCCCCCGGGCCCUGCAGGUCUCGGUCCCGUUCUUUCGCUGCCGCCCCCCCCCCGUGCCCCCCUGGGCGGGAGGAGCCGUUGCUGGGGGCUGCGCUGCGCCGCCGCUGAGCGGCACCCACCGACAGACCCCCCCCCGGGACCGACGGACAGACAGACAGACCCCCCCGCGACCGACAGACACCCCCCCCCCCCGCCAAGCCGAGGAAUAAAUGGAGCCUUCCCUUUCCCAUGA